CUGUGCUUUUUACAUCCCUGCUUACGUCUAGUUGGCAUAACUGAUUAUUUCCGCAUUCCCAAAUCCUCCUAGAUAGGAUCGCUAUUUAAACGGUCUGAUGCAACGAUUUCCACUUUUUAAAAUCUACUCUCGACCUUCAGCUGACCAGAAGAAAGGACAACUGUUGCACUCGGGAUCAAAGUCAGUUGUGGUCCCAGCUGGGUGUGACAUGAUGCCGGGACCAAUCCCAGAUCCCUUAGUGACAGCUGGAUCCCUGCCCAGCCUGGGUCCUCUGGCAGGGAUCCCCUCCUCCACACUGACAGACCAGCUAAAAUAUGCGGACCUGAGGGAACUUGGGGCCAUGCUUUCUCCACUGCACUUCCUGGGCAAGCUAGGGAAGAGGCCCCUAACCAUAAAAACGGAGAGAGAUGAGGAAGAGGACAGGAGGAAACGAAGGAGAGAGAAAAACAAAGUAGCAGCAGCACGCUGUAGAAACAAAAAGAAGGAGAGAACAGAUUAUCUACAAAGGGAAUCAGAAAGACUAGAGGUGAUGAACUCUGACCUCAAAGCCCAGAUCGAGGAGCUGAAACAUGAGAGGCAACAGCUGAUCAUUAUGUUGAAUGGUCACCGCCCAACAUGCAUCGUCAGAACAGACAGUGUCAAAACCCCUGAGUGUGAAGCAAACCCCCUUCUAGAGCACCUGGAUGACAAGUGAUGUCACAGGGCUCAGAAAAACAUGUUGUCACAGUUUCAGUUGAAACUACACUCCGACCAGCUAUCAGCACUUCAGUAUCUUGGCAUAGAGGAAAACUGCAAAGCAUUCCUGCCUGGAGCCAGAGAGCAUUUAAACACAAAGGUGACCCAAUGUGAUUGGACUUUGUACUGGCAGUUGAAAACAUUUAUGGUUUUUUUUGUUGAUGUUUUUGCCAUUUGGGGCCCCAUAGCCUCAUCCACUAUCAAUAUAAGUACAUGGAAUAAAUGGCUAAAUGCAGCUUGGUGAGAAAUACUCCACAACUUGUAGGCAAUGAGGGAGAUCUCUCAGGCUCAGAGGCACAGAGAACUUGUGCUGUGUUUUUACUUAUGUGUACUGGUUAAGAUUAACUAGUAUGGUUUUUGAAUAUCAUUUUUUUUCUAGGUAUUAUGCCCCCAAUGGCUGACAGGUCGAACUGUUUUCUUUUAUUCUUUUUUGGCGCAGGCGUCAUAUAUGCACAUAGCCUAUAUAUGAACUGUUUACAUUGUAGUUCAUCUGAUAUUGUUACUUCCAAAUAUGGUUCUGAUUUUUAUUGCUAAUGUACAUUAUAUUAUAUAGACAUAUAUAAGAUCACAAGAGGUGAUAUAUUUUAUAUUUCUGCAAAUAAAUACAUUUGUUACUUUUC
Messenger RNA from Esox lucius (northern pike), 1355 nucleotides. It is a transcript of the gene jdp2a, whose product is annotated as Jun dimerization protein 2a. Bases 98 to 694 code for a protein of 198 amino acids. The transcript has 4 exons. NCBI's taxonomy places the organism in Eukaryota, Metazoa, Chordata, Actinopteri, Esociformes, Esocidae. Gene Ontology annotation, cellular component: nucleus. Gene Ontology annotation, molecular function: RNA polymerase II cis-regulatory region sequence-specific DNA binding; DNA-binding transcription factor activity, RNA polymerase II-specific. The record is from RefSeq and is a predicted model, not a curated record. Gene Ontology annotation, biological process: regulation of transcription by RNA polymerase II.